Messenger RNA from Fusarium poae, 1125 nucleotides. RefSeq lists its product as uncharacterized. Bases 1 to 1125 code for a protein of 374 amino acids. The record is from RefSeq and is a predicted model, not a curated record. The transcript is spliced from 5 exons. Lineage: Eukaryota; Fungi; Ascomycota; Sordariomycetes; Hypocreales; Nectriaceae.
AUGGCGUCGAACCAAAACAGCCCGUACGUCACGACCCGCGAACAGGCCGUUGUAGAAGCGUGGAGCCAGGGUUUCAAUGUCGGAGCCGUUGUCAUCCUUAUUUUGCUCGUUCUAUGUAACUAUCGCAGAAAAACGCUACUGCAUAAGCUUAUUCUUGGUGAAUUACUUCUUGCGCUCGGACACGGAUUCUUUGCAUUCUUUGAAGAGCCAGAAUAUGGAUGGAUCCUCAGCAGCACUGCAACUCUACUUUACAUCUCAUACUUCAUCCACAAUCUUAUCGCCUGGCUAAAAAUCCGACCGUUUCUCCCCAAAUGGGGCGCACGAAGCUUCAUCAUCACAUUGCUCGUGGUCCAACCCUAUUGGAUUCUCGAAACAUGGGCAAACUUCCAAUACCACAACCACCUUGGUAGUCGAAUCUUUGACACAUCAAGAUUGCUCGAGCCGCUAUUCAGAGACCCAUGGUGGGUUUUCACAACGAUCAAGUUGGUCAUGGCUAUUCGAGAGAACUACGAAUUUACAAUAUCUGGCCUGAUUCGCACAAGUCCACGUUUCGGAAUUAUGCUCUUUUGUCUUCUUCUCUCAAUAAUAUUUCUGAUUACUGAUGUCAUAUUUAUGAUUGUGGUCUCCAAGAGGGGCGGAAUGAAUCCAUUUUGGAGGCUAGCCCUGGUAUUCAAAUGUGCAUCCGAUGUCAUAUUUCUCGACGAUUUCAAGAGUGUUCUAGAUCGAAUAUCUGAGUCGGCGAUGAGAAAAAUCACAACCUUCGAGUACAGAGAUAAUGCCUCGCCCUCGGUCCAUCCACCAAGUUCUACCGAUUUCUCGAUGCCUGGAUACAACCGCAAGACUUCACGGUUUGAAUCGUCCUCUAGAGCAGAACUAGGAUCGAUCCUACGUCCGAUAGGCUCAAGGGACGAUGGGCACUAUGAGUUUGCGGCAAAUGGUAGUCAGAUUUUUGCAGAUGGAGUUCCACAGUGGCAUGAAGAGAAUGCCCAACAUUCUGUUUGUCACGCCCCGCGCCAGAGAGGCGAGUCUCAAGAUACUAUGAUGACAAGAGUGGUUCGUGAACAACUAGGAGGAUUACAGGAUAUCCCCAUGGAGCCUGUCAAGGCAAGGACGAGGAAUGACUAG